AGCUCCGGACUCAGGUUCCCCUCCCAUAAAUCCCCUAGGAAAAGCUCCACUGACCCCGGGAUCCCUGAGGCCAGAAAGACCGUUCUAAUUCCCUACGGACCAGUUCACCCACCGCUGGCAGAGUCGGGACACGUGGGGCUUUGCUUUCUGGUGGAUCUUGGUCUCCCUCGGCCACCGUAGCGCGGCUAGGCGGCCCGCUGCUGCAGGAGCUCUGGGUUCCGUAAGGACUUAAGGAAGCGGGGCCGGGGCUCUGCGGCCGCCAUGGGCAAUCUGUUCGGCCGCAAGAAGCAGAGCCGCAUCACGGAGCAGGACAAAGCCGUCCUGCAAUUGAAGCAACAACGGGAUAAAUUGAAGCAGUACCAGAAGAGGAUCACCCAACAACUAGAGAAGGAAAGAGAGAUUGCCAGGCAACUUCUUCGUGAUGGAAAGAAAGAAAGAGCAAAGUUACUGCUUAAGAAGAAGCGUUAUCAGGAACAACUGUUGGAUAAGACAGAAAACCAAAUCACAAAUCUGGAAACUAUGGUUCAAAAUAUUGAGUUUACCCAGAUUGAAAUGAAAGUGAUUGAAGGCCUGAAGUUUGGAAAUGAGUGUUUGAAUAAAAUGCAUCAGGUCAUGUCCAUAGAAGAAGUAGAAAGAAUAAUAGAUGAAACCCGGGAUGCUGUGGAGUACCAGAAGCAAAUUGAUGAGCUCUUGGCUGACAGCUUUACUCAAGAAGAUGAAGAUGCCAUCUUAGAGGAACUGCAUGCAAUCACUCAGGAACAAGUAGAGCUUCCAGAAGUUCCUUCAGAACCACCUUCGGAGAAGAUUCCAGAGAAAACAGCCAUGAAGACAAAGCCAAAACAGUCAGAACUGGUAGCAGCAUCUUAACCUUCUUUCCUCCCCCACUGGGGCCUUGAAGGGAAUUCCUAAUGAACUGUGACCCCCAGAGGGUUCAGAUUCUCAGUCCCAGGAAUGGGCACGCCCUGGAACUCUCCUGGACUGGGAAGGGCAGAGCAAAGCAAAGUGGACAGGGGUAUGCCAACUGCUCAGCAGCACAUUUAUUGCUCUUAUAUCAAGAUUCUUUUUUUCUAGAGCAUUUUUUUCCUGGUAUUUUAAUGUUGGAUGCACUUUAGUAGUGCUCUCUUUCUCUCAUCUCUGGAUUAAAUGGUGACUUGCAAACUUUUCAAGCCAAAUGCUAUUGCUAAAGGUUGUGAUUUCCAUAAUGGUCAAGCCCCAAUCACAACACUCUUGGUGCUGUAUUUACACUACCUACCCCAGAACUUGUGAUGUGCUUGAAGGACUCCCUUCUCCAUAGACCUUUUCUAAGAGUUUGACUACAUUGGGAAGGAGCAGAGAACUCUUCCUUGAGUAGUCCCACCACCAAGAGGAGGAGAGGUCAUUUGGAUUGGGUUCCUUUUGAUUGGAUUCUGUGGGACUGGAGGAAGUCCCCAUAAACAGCGCCUUUCUGUGCUGCUCUUCUUUGGCACUCCAGC
Molecule: messenger RNA, 1472 nt
Organism: Gracilinanus agilis (Agile Gracile Mouse Opossum)
Lineage: Eukaryota; Metazoa; Chordata; Mammalia; Didelphimorphia; Didelphidae
Gene: CHMP6
Product: charged multivesicular body protein 6
Exons: 8
Coding region: 262-867 (201 amino acids)
Biological process (GO): late endosome to vacuole transport via multivesicular body sorting pathway; vesicle budding from membrane
Cellular component (GO): multivesicular body; ESCRT III complex
Source: RefSeq, a predicted model, not a curated record